Messenger RNA from Microsporum canis CBS 113480, 1002 nucleotides. RefSeq lists its product as hypothetical. The transcript has 3 exons. Gene Ontology annotation, molecular function: acetyltransferase activity. The record is from RefSeq and is a predicted model, not a curated record. The coding region runs from base 1 to 1002 and encodes 333 amino acids. Lineage: Eukaryota; Fungi; Ascomycota; Eurotiomycetes; Onygenales; Arthrodermataceae.
AUGUCGGGUAUACCUAACACACGGAUGAAUGGCCUGCCAACCUUUACUAGGGAGCAGUUGGUCGAGUACUUUAACCGGACGUAUCAAUGCCAGUCUGAUGUUGGGGAGAGAAAGCUAAACGAGAUCGAACAACUGGUCAAAUCUGACCCCCGUGAGGCACUCUUCAGCCUUCAGAGGCGACACCUGGCGACGUUUCCAUUCUCUAAUUUGGUUCUCCAUUACUCUCAGCACCAGUCAAUCUCGCUGGAUCCUGAUGUGCUUUUCCAUAAGAUGGUGGAAAGGGGGCUGGGCGGUUACUGUGUUGAAAACACGGGGUUGCUUGCAAUUGUGCUCCGGACUCUUGGAUUCAAAUUCUACUGUGGUGGAGCGAGAGUCUCGAAGAAUCUGGUUCCUGGGCCUGAAAAUGCCAAGUUUACCGGGUUUUCUCACCAGGUUUUGAUAGUUACUAUAAAAGAUGUCAAGUACAUGGUUGACGUUGGAUUCGGUCCCCAAGGCCCCACUCAGCCUUUGGUGAUGAAUGAAGGGGAGCCAGUUCUGUCUGGCAUUGCUCAGAUGAGCUUAGUUCGGAAGCAACUCAGUAUCAACACUGAUCCUGAGCAGCGGCCAUGGGUGUAUCAAUUCCGCAAGGACCCUAACAGCGAAUGGGUGAUGGCUUAUUGUUUCUACGAAAUCGAGUUUAUAUCCGAGGACUAUGACCUGAUGAAUUGGUGGGCUAGCAAGCAUCCAACAAGCCCUUUUACCCAAGGGUUCAUCUUUACGAAAUUCACCCUCAACAAAGCGGAGGACGGCAUUGACGGAGUCUUGAUGCUCCUUAAGAACAUCGUCAAAAGAAACCAUAACGGGAAAGCUGAAAUUCUGAAAACUCUAAGAAGUGAGGAAGAACGCGUUGCUGCGCUGAAAGAAUUCUUUGAUGUACAUCUCCAGCCGAUGGAGAUCCGCGGCAUUCGCGGAAAAAGCACUGAGAUCGCGAAAGCCUACGAGAGUUUUGGGGAUUCCUCUUGA